Molecule: messenger RNA, 3670 nt
Organism: Toxoplasma gondii ME49
Lineage: Eukaryota; Apicomplexa; Conoidasida; Eucoccidiorida; Sarcocystidae
Product: cleft lip and palate transmembrane protein 1 (clptm1) protein
Exons: 14
Coding region: 734-3118 (794 amino acids)
Cellular component (GO): endomembrane system; membrane
Source: RefSeq, a predicted model, not a curated record
UGCACACUUUCCCCCUUGGCCGUUUUAUCCAUUUGAAAACUCCUUCCCUUUGUUUUUCCCGUGCCGCUUCCCGGUCUGUCUCGUCCCCUCGCCUUCCUCGUCCGCUGCGUGUGUCGUCUUGCCCUUGUCGAUGCCAGGCAGUUUUCCCCGUUCUCGCUCACCGCGUUCAAACAGUGUUUGUUGAGUUGCUUUCCCCUGUUGUUCUUUCUUAUUUGUUUGUAGUAUCUCUCCUCGUUUCGCUUCCAAAACUCCUCCAAACUCCCCCCGCGUUGGCCCUUGCUUCCCCGCCGCCUCGUCCACACUCGGGGUUUCCUGUCUACUUCACAAAAACCGAAGAAAAGAGGGGGAAAAGCGAAAGCGCACUCCAGUGGUGCACGCCGAAGGGGGAGAAACUCGCUCUGGGUUACGUCGCAGCCUUACUGCAACGAAGAAAACCAUGAAACUUGAGAGGCCUUGACAAGGAGGCGUCCACAGUUCGCCGGCUCGAAGAAGGCUGAGGAAGCACCGUCUGCUUGACACGCAUGCCAGGUGUCUACGCUUCUUUUCCUUCUUCCUUCGCUCUCUCCGUGCUGUUCUUCCGUUUUCUACUUCCCCACUCUCUCUCUUUCUCUCGCCUCUCCUUUUCAGUUCUAUCUCCCUCGAGUUUCGUCUCUCUCUCCCCUUUCGCCUCGACGCCCCGCGCGCGUCUUGUCUUUCGUCGCCUUUGCUCCGAUUCCCUCUGAUUUGGUUCACCAUGGCCGACACCGCAGCUGUACCUGGGGGGUCUUCUGGAGGUGGACCUGCAGGCGACGCCCAGGCGCCUCCGCAGCAGAGCUUUCUAGGUCGAAUCGGCAAUCUCAUGAUGCAAGUCAUGCUCUUUCAAGCAGUCAUGCAGCUGGUCUCGAACUUCACUGGAAGCCGCCCAAGUCUCUCGCCAAGUGCUCCAACAGGCCCCGAUGGAGCGGAGACUGGCGCCUUGCCACCCUCGUGGGCGGGCAUGCCGGGAAACGUCGUGCUCCACAACUACUUUCCUCCGUCUACAGCGUUUGACGUGUACAUGCACCUCGCGUAUGUGACCGUACCGGUGCAUUCCCAAGCGCCAGAGGCGCCACCCGAGUCCCCAGCGACUGUCUCCUCGCUUUUCUCGAGUUUCUCUUCCUCGCUGAAGCAGUUCGCGCCUCCGACAGGCGCAGCGACCGCGAGCGGAAGCCGAAACUCUUUCCCCGUUCGUGUGCCACUCUCGCUUCUGCUGGACCGAGCACAGAAGACCAAAAGCAAGACAGCACAACCAGAGGUGGAGGACAGAGAAGGCACUGAGGAGCAAGACGAUAUUCUGAUUGCAGUCGAACGGGGACAGCUCUUCGGGGUGCGCGAGUCCGGCGAGAAGGAACUGGUUCGCAUCUCCAAAGACGUUGUGGAAGCCUGGAAAGUCUUCAACGCGACCUACACGUACGACCGGUGGAGCUCAAGUCCGGAGACAAACGUCACCUUCACGGCGCCUCUCGCAUUCCUCGCGCAGCCUGCGUCGAGGUCUCAAACAGGGGGCCAGGAGAGGAGAGAAGCUGCUGGCGGCGAGGUCAAGGAACAGACAGCGCUCUGCCUCAUCACCACGGUCGUUCCGCACUGGGCCUACAAGGCAAAGGGCAAGCUCCCGGAGAUCUGGAAGACGGAGGUCGUGCCUGAGAUCGAGGAAUCGCAGACGCUGCAGAGAGUGACGUCUCUGAUGCAUGCGAUGCCAAUCGUCACCAACGAGGAGGAAGAACACUCGCUGCUUCUGGGGGGUGAAGUGGAGGAGCGGAAGAAGAAGAGCGAAAAGCAGGACUCCGAGCCACUCGUCUGGCACAUGAAGAACCGCAUGGAUGUUGUGCUGGUCUUCGACUCUUCGCAGCAUUCUCCUCAAAAUCUCAGAGUUGGGCCGAUGCAGAACAUCGCCAUUCGUCCAGCCGACGCCGCCUACGACCCUGUUCUCUUUCACUCGGACUUCUGGCUGCUGGAGCGCAACUUUGUUCCCCUCAAUGAAACUCUUGCUGGUCUCCCACUGAAUCUCACUCUUAGCUUUGGAAUCGGCUCUGUUCACGGCUGGCUCGUUCAAGAGCAACUGGGCGCCGCGUUUGAGCAGCAGCAGCGCAUGGGCUUGCAGUCGAACCGGGAGGCGAUGAUGUUCAAGCGAAUCAUCAUUGAAACCAAUCCAUUCAUGCUUGCGUUCUCCACUGCGUUCAUUCUCCUGCACUCCGUCUUCUCGUUCUUUGCUUUCAAAAACGACAUGCAAUUCUGGUACAAGAACGACUCCAUGGAAGGCCUCUCUGCCUUGUCUCUCAUCUUCAACUUUGUCUGUGAGAUCAUCAUCGGCCUGUAUCUUUUCGACAGCGGCGAGACCUCGUGGUUGAUUCUGUUCGAGAUCUGCUUGGGCAUCUUGCUUUCGGCGUGGAAAGUGACGAAGGCGGUAAAACUUUCGCUUCGUCCUGCUUUUCCCUACAUCCAUGUGGACUUCAUGAAGAGCUACACAGAAUCCCACACACAGGAAUUCGAUUCAGUGGCGAUUCGGUGGAUGUCGAUCAUCCUCGCUCCUUGCGUUGCUGGCUACGCGGUCUACGCUCUUCUGAACAACAAAUACCGAUCCUGGUUCUCCUACAUCAUUUCCGUUCUUGCAGGUUCCGUGUACACUUUCGGUUUCAUCACAAUGACUCCGCAGCUGUAUAUCAACUACAGGCUCAAGUCUGUGGACCAUCUCCCUUGGAGAGCUUUGGUGUACAGGUCCCUGAAUACGUUUGUCGAUGACGUUGCUUCCUUCCUCAUCGACAUGCCGUGGAUGCAUCGUCUUUCGUGCUUCCGCGAUGACAUCAUAUUCAUCUGUUACCUCUAUCAGCGUUGGAUUUACAAAGUGGACAAGAGCCGCACCCUGGGGGCUGCCCCUGCUCCAACCGCCGAGCUUCAGCAGUUGCACAGGGACGACGAUCUUCAGCAGCCUGGUUCUGAGGAGAAGAACGAAGAAGAGACACGUGCCAAGGAAGAUGGUAACGAGAGUCCAACAGCUUCCGCUUCGGCGCUGGCUGGUGCCUCGAGGUCGUCCGGCAAGACGCCCGGUGCCGCAUGCAAACGCAACUAUAGACCACAGGAAACGCCAACAGACGUAAUGUGAAUUCGGGGCAAGAAAGAAGGAAGAAAAUAAAGACGAGCGAGCACGCGGACUCCUCGGUUCCCUCGUUCGAGCUAGCGACUGCGGGAGAACCACAUCUUUGGCCCGAGAUUCGAAACGCGGAAGUAACUCGAGUCGAUGCCUCGCUAGAUGGCGACCAGAAAAGAAAACGAGUGAACUCUUGAAAGCAGCACCCUGAGGAGACAGCCAGGAAAGAAGGGACAGGAAGAAACUCGAGAGAAGCGGCAGGAGACUGUCACAGCUCGUCGACCACACAGCUAAACUGCCCGCCCUCUUUCAUUAAGUCCCGUGUUUGAACGACGUCCGGGAGUGCCUUUUUCUUUUCGUUUCCCGACGUAGCAGCGAACCUAGCUGAAUAUUCCAGUUUCGCUUUGAGUUCAUAACUCCUUCGUUCUCUCUCUUCCGCCCGUCAGUUCCCUUCCCUGGUGUCUUCGUGACAUUUUAUUAAGUUCUAUCGCGCCACUCGGACUUUGUUCCUGGCACCCUUUUGUAGCUAGGACUCCUUGACGAGUCAGUCAGAUUGACGAGGUCGGC